This is a messenger RNA of Triticum aestivum (bread wheat), 3677 nucleotides long. Its product is annotated as heptahelical transmembrane protein ADIPOR3. NCBI's taxonomy places the organism in Eukaryota, Viridiplantae, Streptophyta, Magnoliopsida, Poales, Poaceae. Gene Ontology annotation, cellular component: membrane. Gene Ontology annotation, molecular function: signaling receptor activity. The record is from RefSeq and is a predicted model, not a curated record. Bases 2035 to 3492 code for a protein of 485 amino acids. The transcript has 4 exons. Gene Ontology annotation, biological process: lipid metabolic process; response to hormone.
UCCGUGAGACGGCGCCGUACGUGCAUGGUCCGGCCAAGCCGCACCAUUCCCUCCACGGGACGAGAGGGGAAAGCGAGAGGUAGUCGGCACGCACGGCCGAAGCUCCACAUUCAUCCACAACGCACCAGGUCGCACUCGUACGUCCCAUGGCACGCCACCGCGCCAACGAAACAAGAGUCCCAAAACGGCGUGCCGUCAGAGGCUGCUGUGCUAAAUCUGGGGUGGAGGGGAGGGGACGCACCGAGGCGCGGCCGCCUCGCCGAGAUCGACGGGCCGACGCAACCCAGGCCGAGGCCGAGCGAGGGAAGCGAUACAACCCACCACAAGCAGCGGGCGCGUCGUCGGGUUCGCGUGCGGCGGAUAUUCGGACGGGGCGGCAUAACACCCGGGCCGAACGGGUCGCGCGCUCUCUCUCUCCCGGCGGUCUUCUCCUCGGCCCUCUGGCGAUGGCGACGGCGACGGCGGCGGCGGUGUGGGAGGAGGAGGCGGAGGUGGAGAGGCCGAUGCUGGAGGAGGAGGGGAAGGGGAAGCAGGGCAAGGGGCGGCGCUACGGCCUCGUCGACUACCGGGCGCUGCCGGCCUACAUGCGCGACAACGAGUACAUCCUGCGCUACUACCGCUGCGAGUGGCCGCUCCCGCAGGUGCUCCUCUCCGUCUUCUCCAUCCACAACGAGACCCUCAACGUCUGGACGCACUUGAUAGGAUUCUUCAUCUUCCUUUCUUUGACCAUAUAUACUGCAACAAAAGUUCCAAAUGUGGAUCUUCAGAGCCUGCAGAAUUUACCUGAUAUACUUAGGAAUGCUGAUCUUCAUAAGAUUCAGGCAGAGCUUGCGGCAUGCCUUCCUUCAUUACCUCACUUUUCUGAUCUGCAAAAGAUGAAGGAUGAAUUGAGAAGCUCAUGGAAUUCUAUCGAUGUGCUUCCGUCAAUAUCUCGUUGGCGUCUCUUGGAAUUACUCUCAAAUUGCUUGCCUGACAGAUUUACCCAUUCCAACGAAACUAAUCUUUCUGUUCUUGAAAGCAUGAAGGAGGAUAUUGUAACUGUAAUUGCACCACACUUUAUUAGGCCGAUCUCUAGGUGGCCGUUCUUUGCCUUCUUGGGAGGAGCCAUGUUUUGCCUUCUUGCCAGCAGCACAUGCCACCUUCUGUCCUGCCACUCUCGCCGCCUUGCAUAUAUCAUGCUUCGGCUCGACUAUGCGGGCAUUGCAGCUCUUAUCGCCACUUCUUUCUACCCUCCAGUAUACUACUCUUUCCUGUGCCAUCCUUUCUUUUGCAACCUGUACCUCAGCUUCAUAACUAUUCUAGGAUUAGCAACUAUUGCGUUCUCUCUGCUCCCGGUCUUCCAGAACCCGGAAUUCCGAACUAUACGGGCGUGCCUCUUCUUUGGCAUGGGAGCUUCAGGUGUGAUCCCUGUUUUUCACAAGUUGAUCCUUUUUUGGCACCAACCAGAGGCACUGAUCACUACCGGAUAUGAAAUUUUGAUGGGGCUGUUCUACGGUGUUGGAGCAUUGGUGUACGCGACUCGGGUGCCUGAACGCUGGAUGCCCGGGAAGUUUGACAUUGCUGGGCACAGCCACCAGCUCUUCCAUGUCUUGGUCGUUGCUGGAGCCUACACCCACUACCAUGCAGGGCUGUUGUACCUCAAGUGGAGAGAUCAGCAGGGCUGCUAAAAGUUGUUCUAUUGUUACAGGGUGUGGAUAGAUUUAUUUGGUUAUAUGGUUGUGUCUCUGAUCAAUAGAAGACUGUUGAAUCAGGGUAAAGAAUUUACUGAUCUGUGUAAAGUGUAUACUAGACGAAAUAAACAAGUAAAAUUGAGGUGAUUAUAACUUUCUUACUGGCUUAAGGUGAUUAUAUUCAGCAACCUUCAUGAAAGGUUGAUACUACUUGUGUUAUUGUCUUGGUGAUGGAAUCUGAGUAGCAAUUGAUUGCAGUUGCUGUCCACAGCCGUGCACAUCAGCUACGACCUGCGAGACAAGUUUGUUGCAGAAGAAGCAUCGCCAAGCGUCUGAAUUGAUAUAAUUUGACAGGCUGAGGUCGAUGGCACCGGCUGAAUUGUUCUCCUUUUUUGGUACCAAUAAUAAUACAGCACCGCGGCUGUUGUUGGUGGCUCAUGUCUCUGCUCGGUCGCAAAAUAUCGUUCACAUGGAUCUAUCUAGGCUCAUCGCCGUGGCCGUGCUCCUCGGCGCCUUGCGCCCGCUCCUGAGCCACUGCGCCGGCGACGUCGAGGGCCUACACCCGCUCGUGCUGGUGCCAGGGUACGGGUCCAACCUGCUCGAGGCGCGGCUGACGGCGGCGUACGAGCCGCCGGCGCCCGGCUGCGGUAAGGGGAAUGGGUGGUUCCGGCUGUGGCCGAUCAAGCAGACGGCGAUGCAGGACCCCCGCCAGGUCCCGUGCUUCGUGGACCAGAUGAGCCUCGUCUACGACGCCGUCGCCGACGACUACGGCAACGUUGCCGGCGUCGUGACCCGGGUCCCGCUCUUCGGCUCCACGCGCGGCUUAAUUGGGUGGGACCCCCUGCUGCGGGAGCUGGAGGCCGCGGGCUACCGCGACGGCGAGAGCCUCUUCGCCGUGCCGUACGACUUCCGCUACUCCGUCGCGCCGCGCGGCCACCCGUCCGCGGAGGGCGCCUGCAACUUCGACGAGUUCACGCGGCUCGUCGAAAGGGCGAGCUCGCUCAGCCAGGGACGGCCGGUCGUCGUCGCCGCGCACAGCUUCGGCUGCGCGCUCACCUACCAGUUCCUCCUCGGCCGCCCGCUCGCCUGGCGCCGGCGCUUCGUGAAGCGCGUCGUCUUCGUCGCCUCCGCGCUCGGCGGCUUCUCGGAGGGGAUGAACGACCUGGCCGCCGGCACGGACUACGGCCUGCCGAACGUCGCGCGGCCGUCGAGGGUCCGGCUGGCGCGGAGCCAGCAGAGCGCGCUCUGGCGCCUGCCCACGCCGACGGUGUUCGGGGACCGGCCGCUGGUGGUGACCAGGAACGCGACGUACACGGCACACAAUAUUGCGGAGUUCUUCGAGGCCGUCGGCUUCCCGGAAGGGGUCCGGCCGUACGUGACGCGGGUGCUGCCAGCAUGGGAGGCGCUCCCGGCGCCGAUGGUGCCGGUGACCAGCAUCAUCGGGGUCGGUGUCAGCACGCCGGAGACGUUCGUGUACGGGGAAGACGGGUUCGUGGGGACCCCGGAGGUGGUGUACGGCGACGGCGAUGGCGACAUAAACAUGGUGAGCCUGGUGGCCAUCGAGAAGGAGUGGUCUGGGGUGGAAGGCCAGGUUCUGAAGGUGGUCAGGUUGCCCGGCGUUCGUCACGAUGGCUUCUUCAACGUUGGUUUCGCUCUGAAAAAAGUGGUUGCUGAAAUACUCGAGGCUGGUGGAACUGUAGAACUCCAUCCGAAGAUUGGCCGAGUGCAGAUCGAUGCAGGUCCCGUCUGGAAGGAAGAUAGAUGUAGAGUGCACGAAGGCCUUUAUAAUGCUUCGAGUAAUGCGUUUUUGGAGGUGCUCUGAGUUUGAGUAAUGUUAAUAGUGAUGAAAAGUAAGAGAUUUUGAAAACGAACCAGGAUCAUAAUCUCACAGACGGUAGAUAAAAGUUCCCAAAUGAUAAGUGUCAAUGUGUCAUAUAUAUGGCACAAAGCAGUCCUGACUUUUUUUACACUUAAAGUUGUCUUUCGAAAAAAAAACCUAAAAAUAAA